Molecule: messenger RNA, 820 nt
Organism: Gastrolobium bilobum
Lineage: Eukaryota; Viridiplantae; Streptophyta; Magnoliopsida; Fabales; Fabaceae
Exons: 2
Coding region: 43-621 (192 amino acids)
Source: RefSeq, a predicted model, not a curated record
AGUGCCAGCACACUAGCUUGCCCAACUUGGAGUACCGUGAAAAUGGUGGUGUCCUCGCUUUCCAAGAAGAUCGUGAAGAAGCGCCUCAAGAAGGUUAAGAGGCCUCGCAUCCUCCGAAAUUUCACACCUAAGGCUUGGAGGAAAGCAAGAAUGGGGUAUCAUAGCAGCCGGAAAUCAGUCCAAAGGAGCCGCAGUGGUCCCCAAACAGAACCACAAAUGCUGGCGCAGAUAGAGACCAAGAAAGCACAAAUACAAGAUAUUGAAAGUGAAAUUCUCAUUUUACAAAGAGAACGUCAGGAGUUGGUUGAAAAAAUUGAGUUACAGAACAAAUUCUUUUCGGAGAUUUUAAAGGAGAAAGAGAAGCUGGAAGAGAAAUUUAAAGUUCUACAAGCGGUUGUAGGGUUGAGGCUGCAAGCCCAGGAGCAAGAAGCAGAGAAAGAAGAAUGGAAGAAGAAAUAUACAGAUAUGGUAGAAUUUGCUCGUGAAUUUGUAAGCUGCUUUGAAAAGGCAAAUGAAGCUGUCUCCGCUGAUUCUAGUUUUUGUCUACCUACUGGGAUAAGAGAAUUCAUGGAAUUCUGUGGAAGGUUUGUCACAGAACUUAGAGUGUGUUUGGAAAGUUAAAAAAGAAGGGAAUUUAAUUUGAUUUAACUUGUGUUUCGAAUGUUUGGAAUGUUAAAAACCCUGAAAAUUUCACAUUUGAAGUCCAUGAUUUCUGUUGCUAAUGGAGAAACUUAUGGAUCCAUGUUGUGUUCACUUAUAUUAUGGAUGAAUGCUUGGUAAUAUAUAAAGUUUGAAUGGAAGAGACAUACUUGCUUCAUGG